AUGGGACGCACUCCGACUAUUUCUACAUCCGCUGUAUCUGCCCAGGCGCAGCAGGAUGCAGUUUCAGAAGGCAUUGAGAACUUUCAACUACCACGGAGCCUUAUCACCAAGCUCGCGCGGUCUGGGAUGUCCGAGGACGCCAAAAUGCAAAAAGAUGUGGUGUUGUCUUACCAGAAGUCAGCCACUGUGUUUAUAAACUACCUAGCUGCCACCGCACACGAGGUUGCUGCAUCGAAACAGCACAAGAGCAUAUCUGCGUCUGAUGUGUUGAAAGCUCUGGAGAUGGUCGAGAUGGGCGACAUGGUGCAGAUGAUCCAGCAGGAGCUUGAUGUCUACCGCGACAUACAAAAAGCGGACAAGAACCGCAAGAGCAGCAGUGCCUCGAAAGGAAAGGCACGCGAGUCACAAGCAGAAUCUGCGUCUGUCUCGACCUCUAUCUCAGCACGGUCGAGUGGCAAGAACAAGGAAAGAGCCCAAGUGCCCAGCAUCACGAUUAGUCGUGCGCAAUCAGCAACGCGUCCCGAGUCGGCGCCCCAGUCAGAGCCAGAAGCGGAGCCAGACGAUGAAGAAGGCGACGAAGAACAUGCACUUGAGGAGGACGAGGAAAUGUUAGAGCCAGAGGAUGGAGCAGAAGAGGACGUGGAAGAAGAGGACGAAGAAGACGAAGGGGAGGGAGACGAACAACCAGGGGAUCCCAUUACCGUUGAGGAUGAGGAACUCCGGCGAGAUGCUCGAGGGCUGGAAGAUGGUGAUGAUGCGUGAAGGUGAGUAUAACACACCUCAUGGACUCGUCGUGGUUGCUGCAUCGAUUUCACGGACCUGCGUGCUUUCCCCUCUUCUGGCUAAACCGUUUCAUGUACUGCAUUGUUGUAUGUAUAGUUAGAUCCCAUGAUAUUUAGCUUUUUG
Messenger RNA from Postia placenta MAD-698-R-SB12, 906 nucleotides. RefSeq lists its product as hypothetical. Gene Ontology annotation, cellular component: epsilon DNA polymerase complex; CHRAC. Gene Ontology annotation, biological process: leading strand elongation; DNA damage response; heterochromatin formation. The transcript has 4 exons. The record is from RefSeq and is a predicted model, not a curated record. Gene Ontology annotation, molecular function: protein heterodimerization activity; chromatin DNA binding. NCBI's taxonomy places the organism in Eukaryota, Fungi, Basidiomycota, Agaricomycetes, Polyporales, Adustoporiaceae. Bases 1 to 762 code for a protein of 253 amino acids.